AUUUUUUCCUUUUUCUCCCCUUUAUGAUUGAAAAACAAAAAAUGUCAGCAAUUUCUUUGCUGGUUCACUAUUUUUAUUAUUUGAUUGGAUUUUCAGCAAUCAUCAUUCCAUUAUUAAUAUGGAUUUAUAUUGAAUAUAGAGAAUAUCAAGUAAAACAACAAUGUAAACGACAAAAUCUUCCGUAUGUACGAAUACCGGCAUGGAAUUUUGCCGUAUUAUUUGGUUAUGGUAGACGUUUUGAUUUGUUUACAACCAAAGCCUUCAAUGAACAUGGUAAAAUAUUUGGUUUUAAUAUGUGGAAUCGUAUGACAAUUUCAAUUGCCGAUCCGGAAUUAGUACAGAUUGUUUGUAAUCGUGAAUUUACUAAAUUUCCAAAUCGUCGUAACAUGGUCACUCAUGAUCCAAUUUGGGAUAAUUUUCUAUUCGUAUUGAAUGAUGAAGAUUGGAAACGUUUACGAUGGACCAAGAAAAUUUUAUGUUCAAAAACUAAAUUAGAUUUUUAUGUUAAUUUUGAUACAUUAGUACCAAAAGAUAUUAUUAUGAAAGUUGAAAAACGUUAA
Dermatophagoides pteronyssinus (European house dust mite) is the source of this 560-nucleotide messenger RNA. RefSeq lists its product as uncharacterized. NCBI's taxonomy places the organism in Eukaryota, Metazoa, Arthropoda, Arachnida, Sarcoptiformes, Pyroglyphidae. Gene Ontology annotation, molecular function: oxidoreductase activity, acting on paired donors, with incorporation or reduction of molecular oxygen; steroid hydroxylase activity; heme binding. The record is from RefSeq and is a predicted model, not a curated record.